Molecule: messenger RNA, 1207 nt
Organism: Schizophyllum commune H4-8
Lineage: Eukaryota; Fungi; Basidiomycota; Agaricomycetes; Agaricales; Schizophyllaceae
Product: malate dehydrogenase
Exons: 6
Coding region: 38-1057 (339 amino acids)
Biological process (GO): tricarboxylic acid cycle; malate metabolic process
Cellular component (GO): cytoplasm; mitochondrion
Molecular function (GO): L-malate dehydrogenase (NAD+) activity
Source: RefSeq, a predicted model, not a curated record
CUUGUCUUGAACCUCCAUCUCCUGUACCCUACCCAAAAUGUUCGCCCGCUCUGCCGCCCGUACUCUGGCUACGCCCUCCGCGCGUCUCUUCUCGUCUUCGGCUGCGCGCCAGACGAAGGUCGCCGUCCUUGGUGCUGGCGGAGGGAUCGGCCAGCCGCUUUCUUUGCUGCUCAAGCUGAACCCCCUCGUGUCGAACUUGAGCCUCUACGAUAUCCGCGGCGCACCCGGUGUGGGCGCGGAUGUCAGCCACAUCGACACGGCGAGCGAGGUGAAGGGCUACCAGGCUGACCAGCUCGAUGCUGCGCUGGAGGGCACGAAGGUUGUGGUCAUUCCCGCUGGUGUUCCGCGGAAGCCUGGUAUGACCCGUGACGACCUCUUCAACACCAACGCCUCCAUUGUCCGCGACCUCGCCUCUGCGAUCGGCCGCGUCGCCCCGGAUGCACACAUCGCAAUCAUCUCCAACCCCGUCAACUCUACCGUCCCCAUUGUCGCCGCCACCCUCGAGAAGCUCGGUGUCUUCGACCCGAGGCGCGUCUUCGGUGUCACCACCCUCGAUGUCGUCCGCGCGGCGCGCUUCGUCGGCGGCGUCGCUGGCGUUGACCCGAAGGAGUGCGUAGUCCCCGUCGUCGGCGGUCACUCUGGCGCGACCAUCGUCCCCCUUCUGUCGCAGACCAAGCACGGCAAGGGCAUCACGGGCGAGCAGUACAAGGCCCUCAUCCAUCGCAUCCAGUUCGGUGGUGACGAGGUCGUGAAGGCGAAGGACGGCGCUGGCUCUGCGACGCUCUCGAUGGCGUACGCUGGCGCGAAGUUCACGGACGCGCUCCUCCGUGGUUUGAACGGUGAGAAGGGCGUCGUCACCCCGACGUUCGUCAAGAGCCCGCUCUUCGCGGACCAGGGCAUCGACUUCUUCUCGUCGAACGUUGAGCUUGGUGUCAACGGUGUGGAGAAGAUCCACCCCAUUGGCGAGAUCUCGGCCGAGGAGCAGGAGCUCCUUGCUGCCUGCUUGCCGGACCUCAAGAAGAACAUCUCCAAGGGUGUCAACUUCGUCGGCGCAUAGAGGUAGACUUACAAUGUAAACUGCUGUGCUUUAUGGGAUUGGUUCUUGGCAGGCUCACGAAUGAGUAUAUGUUAUUUCUGAAUCUUUUUGGGGCUAGGAACUCGUAUGUGCCAGUGCCAGGAGACAACGCUAGCAUCUGAGCGUGACGCC